Molecule: messenger RNA, 5034 nt
Organism: Triticum aestivum (bread wheat)
Lineage: Eukaryota; Viridiplantae; Streptophyta; Magnoliopsida; Poales; Poaceae
Product: endonuclease MutS2
Exons: 21
Coding region: 121-4521 (1466 amino acids)
Biological process (GO): mismatch repair; allantoin catabolic process
Molecular function (GO): zinc ion binding; ATP binding; ATP-dependent DNA damage sensor activity
Source: RefSeq, a predicted model, not a curated record
CCUUGGCCUUGGCCAGUGGUGGCCGCGCACGGGACCGAGGCGCACGCACGCACGCAGACGCAGACGCAGACGACAGGACUCUCGCCAUCAGGGGAGAGAUAGAGAGGGAGGCGACGAGCGAUGGCGGCUGGGACGGGCAGGGUGCUGCCGCUGCUGGCCGUGGCGGCGGCGCUCGCCGCCGCGCUCCUCUACACGGCGCCCUUCUCCAAGAGCCUGGGCGGGGAGGGGUGCAGCCUGCUCCCGCACGGCCACUUCUGGAUCGCCAGCCAGCGGGUCGUCGCGCUCGGCCGCGUCGGCCCCGCCGCAGUGGAGGUGAAGGAAGGUCUGAUCAACGCCAUCGCCGUCGGGGACUACCGGAGCUUCGUGCUCCGCCGCCCGCUCGUCGACUACGGGGACGCCGUCAUCAUGCCCGGGCUCAUCGACGUGCACGCGCAUCUCGACGAGCCUGGACGGGAGGAGUGGGAGGGGUUCUCCACCGGCACAAGAGCCGCGGCCGCAGGUGGCAUAACUACGUUGGUGGACAUGCCUCUCAACAGCUUCCCUUCAACAGUCUCUGAAGAAACUCUCAAACUCAAGGUGGAUGCAGCUCGAGAUAAGCUAUAUGUUGAUGUCGGGUUUUGGGGAGGCCUUGUACCCGAGAACGCCUUGAACCCAAGCAAAUUGGAGAGUCUACUGAAUGCAGGAGUGCUAGGACUUAAGUCUUUUAUGUGCCCCUCUGGUAUCAACGACUUCCCCAUGACAAAUUCAACUCACAUCGAGGAGGGCCUCGUUACAUUGGCAAAGUACAAAAGACCCUUACUUAUCCACGCAGAGCGCAUACCGGAUGUCACAAGUGACGAGGAGCUCGAUGGCGAACUAGAUCCUCGAUCUUACGCAACAUAUCUGAAUUCUAGAACUCCAGCAUGGGAGGAAUCAGCGGUUAGAGAUUUGAACCGUGCCAUGAAGGACACCGAGGUUGGAGGCCGGUCAGAAGGAGCUCAUCUUCACAUCGUCCAUCUCUCAGAUUCAAAAACUACCCUCGACCUUCUGAAGGAUGCAAAACACAGCGGCGCAAAAGUCACUAUAGAAACCUGUCCUCAUUACCUCGCAUUUUCGGCUGAGGAAGUUCCAGAUGGGGACACUCGUUUCAAGUGCUCUCCUCCCAUACGUGACGCCGCCAACAAGGAAAACCUCUGGGAGGCCCUGCUUGAUGGUCACAUCGACAUGCUCAGCUCAGACCACUCGCCGUCGACUCCUGAUCUCAAGCUAAUGGAGGAAGGCAACUUCAUGAAGGCAUGGGGAGGUAUCUCAUCUCUGCAGUUUGUCCUCCCUGUAACAUGGUCACAUGGGAAAAAGUAUGGCAUCACCCUGAACCAGCUAGCCUCAUGGUGGAGCGAGAAGCCCGCCGAGCUCGCGGGGCAGAAGAACAAGGGGUCUAUUCUGCCGGGGUACCAUGCCGACAUCGUGGUGUGGAAACCUGAGGCGCAGUUCCAUCUCGACGACACCCAUGCCGUAUAUCACAAACACCGGAACAUCUCAGCUUACCUAGGGAAGGAGCUAUCCGGCAAGGUCCUGUCGACGUUCGUGAGGGGGAACCUAGUGUUCGCCGAAGGGAAGCACGCCGGGGCCGCCUGUGGCGCCACCAUCCUCGCCAAAAGCUCAGGCGUGCGUAAACGAUGGGAGAAGGCGUAUUCCUCGUGCUGGCUGAACGCGGCCGCGUGUUCCAACUCCCACCUCCGUCUCCGGCGGGAAGCGGAGACCUCCCGCUCUCCCACUACCAUUCCGGCGGCCAUGGCCACCGCCUCCGCCGCCGCCGCAAACCUCUACCUCCGCCUGCCGUCGACACUCCCCUGUACAGUUUCCUUCCCCACCCGCCUCUCGCGCAUUCCACGCGCUCCGCCGCGACGCCUCAGGACGGCCGCCUCGCGAACCCUAGCACCGCCCGCCACAUCGGAAGUCCCGGAGGCGGAGGAGCUGCGGCUGGAGGCUGAGUCCGCGCUGGAAUGGGACGGCGUGUGCGCGCGGCUGGCCGACUUCGCCGCCACCGCCGCGGGCCGCGCCGCCUGCGGGGAGGGCCGAGUCCCCGUCGGCCGCAGCCGGGAGGAGAGUGAGCGGCUGCUCGAGCAGACCGCCGCCGCGUCGCUGCUUACGGCGCCGCUGGAUUUCGGCGGCGUGGGCGACGUGUCCGCCGUCGUCGCCGCGGCCGCCCGUGGCCGGCUGCUCGCCGUGCGGGAGAUAUGCGGCGUAGGGCGCAGCCUGCGGGCCGCGCGCGGGGUGUUCGACCAAGUGAAGAGGCUCGCCGAGGAGAUGCCAGCAGAUGGGAGGUACUCCUCUCUUCUGGAUAUACUGCAGGGCUGCGACUUCUUGACAGAACUUGUAAAAAUGAUCGAGUUUUGCCUUGACUCCAAUCUCUCUAUGGUCCUUGAUCGGGCCAGCGAAAGACUAGGAGCGAUCCGCAAGGAAAGGAAGAUGAAUGUCGAGAUGCUAGAAUCCCUGUUGAGAGAUACAUCCGUGAAGAUUUUCCAGGCAGGCGGGGUUGAUAGUCCUGUGGUCACUAAGCGCCGCUCUAGAAUGUGUGUUGGUGUUAAAGCUUCGCACAAACAUUUGGUGCCUGGUGGAAUUGUUCUGAGUUCAAGUGGCUCUGGUGUGACCUACUUUAUGGAGCCAAGGGAUGCUGUCAAGCUGAACAACACUGAAGUAAAACUCUCAGGAGAUGAGAGAGCUGAGGAGUUGGCGGUAUUGGGCUUACUAACUUCAAGAAUAGCAGAGUCCCGGAUGAAGAUCAGGCAUUUGAUGGGGAAAAUAUUGGAGCUGGACCUGGCUUGUGCCAGAGGUUCAUAUGCCCUAUGGAUAAAUGGCGUGAGGCCUGCCUUCAGUGACAGGGAUAGCAGUAGUGAAUCGGACCCAAGUGGCGCAUAUUCAGUAUUUAUUGAAGGCAUUCAACAUCCUUUGCUCCUUGAACAGUCCCUUGGUACUGUAGAAGAAUUGUCCACUGAAGCAACUGAAGUGGGGAAAGAACAGCUAUCUGAAGACCACCCUGUCCCUUCAAUGCCUGUUCCAUUGGACAUGCAUGUGAAGAACAAUACUAGGAUAGUUGUGAUCUCCGGACCUAACACUGGAGGCAAAACUGCUACUAUGAAGACCUUGGGACUGGCCUCUCUUAUGUCAAAAGCUGGAAUGUUCUUCCCGGCCAAAGGAAGGCCUAGGCUUCCAUGGUUUGAUCAGGUUCUUGCAGACAUUGGUGACCACCAGUCUCUGGAGAAUAGCCUCUCUACCUUCAGCGGGAACAUAUCACGUCUUCGCAAGAUUGCACAAGUUGUAUCAACAGAUUCGCUUGUUCUUAUUGAUGAGAUUGGCAGCGGUACUGACCCAUCCGAAGGUGUAUCCCUUUCAACUAGCAUUUUGAAGUAUCUUGCUAGUAGAUUAAACUUGGCCGUUGUGACAACCCAUUAUGCUGAUCUAAGCCGUCUUAAGGCUGUUGAUGAUCGAUUUGAGAAUGCUGCAAUGGAAUUUUGUUUGAAAACUCUGAAACCAACAUAUCGAGUAUUAUGGGGAAGUACCGGUAAUUCGAAUGCAUUGAGCAUUGCAAAGUCAAUUGGCUUUGAUCAGAAAGUACUCGAUCGUGCACAAGAAUGGGUUGAGAAACUAUUGCCUGACAAACAAAAGGAACGCCAAGGUUUACUUUAUGGCUCUCUGCUGGACGAAAGAAACCUUCUGGAGUCCCAGGCAAAUGAAGUAGCAUCUGUUCUUUCAGAGGUUGAGGAUCUUUACAAUGAGAUUCGCUUAGAAGCUGAUGAGCUAGAUAGCCGAGUAGCUGCUUUGAAGGCAAAAGAGUCUCAAAAGGUGCAACAAGAGUUGAAGUCUGUAAAGUCUCAGAUGGACCUUCUAAUCAAGAACUUUGAAGUUCAGUUAAAGAAUUCAAAACUUGAACAGUACAACUCAAUAAUGAGGAAAGCAGAAUCUGCGACCGCCUCAUUGGCUGCUGCUCAUCAGCCAACUGAGUUUGCUGUCAGCGACGAUGAAAACAAGAGUUCAUAUGUUCCACAAAUUGGAGACAAAGUGUAUGUGGAAGGCCUGGGAGGGGGGAGUAUGGCCACUGUUGUUGAGAUACUCAGUGAAGAUGGGAGCUGUAUGGUUCAGUAUGGAAAAAUAAAGGUCCGGGCCAAGAAUAACAAGAUGAAGUUGGCCCAGAGAGACACGAAGGAAACAUCGGCUUCUUCCUCGGCACAAGGAAAGGGACGAGCGCAGAAGCGGUCUCCGGCGGGGACUGCGGCUACUGGCAGUGUGUCCUUUGCCCCGGCGGUGCAGACGUCGAGGAACACGGUGGACCUGCGGGGGAGGCGGGUCGGGGAGGCGUCUCACGAGCUGGAGAUGGCGAUCGACGAGUGCAGGCCAUACCAGGUCCUCUUUGUGGUCCACGGCAUGGGCACCGGGGCGGUGAAGGAGUGCGCGCUCGACGUGCUCCGGAGCCAUCCCCGGGUGGUGAGGAUCGAGGACGAGAGCCCGCUCAACUACGGGUGCACCGUCGCCUACAUCGAGUGAAUGAAGAUACAAAUCGGUGGCGGCAUCGCUACCUACAGCAGGGACAGCUCGUCAGCUCUACAUCACAGAUCACACACAACAGAGUUCUCCUGCGUGUUGUAGAAAAAAAAAUCACACACACACACACACACAAACACAGUAGAGUUGGAACUUCAUACAGAAGGAAAAGAAAAUAAUGCAACAGAGUUUCCCUGGCCCUGUUUACAAUCCAUCCACGAGGUGGAAAUGGAAUUGAGCCGGCCUGGUGACAUUGGAAAAAGAGGUUAGAGGGACACGGGCUGUGGUGGCCCAGCCAGAGUCAGGGAUUAAUGUAAUGGGCACUGUGCUGGUUGAUUCUGGUGGAUAUACGAUGGCGCCAUUCAAGUUUGCCCCGCAGAAUCAAAAUCGAACUAGAUGCAGAUUGGUGGGUAGGUUCAUGCAUGCACAUGCGCUUCUCUGGACCGAUGCGAUGCAUGGGCGCACGCAUUCUUUUUGUAUGCCGAGGUCUCAUCUUUCAUCAGUUUGUUUACUAUA